Messenger RNA from Ricinus communis (castor bean), 1352 nucleotides. RefSeq lists its product as uncharacterized. The coding region runs from base 127 to 1071 and encodes 314 amino acids. Lineage: Eukaryota; Viridiplantae; Streptophyta; Magnoliopsida; Malpighiales; Euphorbiaceae. The record is from RefSeq and is a predicted model, not a curated record. The transcript has 10 exons.
GACCUCAGUCUGUUAGUCUGUCACUGUCUGUCACUGAGACCUGCUUCUUGAAUCACAUCAACAUUGAAUUGUGGUGUUGCCCUGGUGUGGUGGUGGUUUUAGAAGCAUGAUACUAUCGCCCAAUUAAUGGGAACGACAAGAAUGCUUAAGAAUUGGUGGAGCCAUUCAAAGACUGUAACUUUAAUCUGGUCUUUUUGCGUCAUCAUUUCCAUCUCAAUCCUCCAACUUGCUCUCAAGAAUUCGCCUUCCCAGAAUUACCCUUCUUCUUCUUCAGAUUCUCUUUCAAAUAUGGAACAAAGAUCAAAACUUUAUGAUAAAAUGGCAAGGGAUUUGGAUGAUAAUGGACCUUCUUUCCUUAAACAUGGCCAAACAUCUCAGUCAUUGUCACUUUCAGAUAUUUUCACCUUGAAAGAUGGGUCUGUAACACCGGUACUUAAGGCGGCAAAUCCUCCUGUGCGGGCUAAUGUUUUGUAUUUAAGCUCAGAAUACUCAGUGCGUAUUUCGGAGGCUGUGAAACGUAUAUUUAGCCCGUACUUUGAUAAAGCGAUUUGGUUUCAGAACUCUAGUGUGUACCAUUUUAGCAUGUUCCAUGCCUCACAUCAUAUUGGGCCUGUUCCUGCAACUGAAGAUGAGGUUGAAGCUGAAGCCAGUGCUGUUGGAUCUGUGGCUGAGGGCCUCUGUCCCUUGGAAAUUGUUUUGGAUAGAGUGGUUUUGACUUCGACUGGUGUGCUUCUUGGAUGUUGGCAGGUGAUCUCUGGACCUGAUCCCAUAACAAUUCGUGCUAAGUUGAGAACCGCACUUCCACAUGCCCCAGAAAAGCAACUUUAUGAUGCUGCUAUUCUUCACACGUCCUUUGCAAGGCUUCUGGGCCACCCCAAAGAUUCACCCGCAGAGCCUUCAGAAGAACUCCGACUUUUCCAUGAGCUAGUUGCACGCCUAAACAAUCAAAUUCGUGGAUUUGUGGCAGUUGUAUCUGAACUCUGGUAUGUGGAGGAAUAUGAUGUCUUGGCACUUGCAUUGGAUGGAAGAAUGAAGGUCCGGAAGUUCCAGCUCGGCUGCAAAAGAACCUGAAGAUUUCAUAUAUAGGCACAAAUAUAAUUAAAAUCGAGUCAGAAUCAAAUAGCCUUUAUAUAUCCUCCAUUUUAACUUCGGAAUGCAAAUGCAUUUAGGUUUGAGUAAUAUACAGUGAAUAUAGUUUGGUGAAACUCCCAGUAAUCCACAAGUUUCCUUUCUUGUAUAGUUUAAUUUUUGUUCUUUGGCCGAAUACACCAGUUUAGUUUAUGGUGGUUGUUCAUCUGAUACUUCUUGUAUCAUCUCAAUUUCUGACAAAUAAAUUUCUGUCUUUCAUUUUU